Molecule: messenger RNA, 1642 nt
Organism: Argiope bruennichi
Lineage: Eukaryota; Metazoa; Arthropoda; Arachnida; Araneae; Araneidae
Gene: RpLP0-like
Exons: 7
Coding region: 114-1628 (504 amino acids)
Biological process (GO): ribosomal large subunit assembly; ribosomal large subunit biogenesis; rRNA processing
Cellular component (GO): preribosome, large subunit precursor; nucleolus
Molecular function (GO): RNA binding
Source: RefSeq, a predicted model, not a curated record
CUUGAAAGUAUAAUUACAUUGCUAAAUUCUAAUUUAUAUACUUCUACUUAAAUUUCCUGUUACAAGAUCUUUUCUGUUUUCUUCUUUCACGUGGUUAUAAAGUAAGGAUAAUCAUGCCGAAAUCUAAAAGGAAUAAAACAGUGGAUUUGUCCAAAACUAAGAAGCAUGGUUUGGAAGGAAAGAAAGAAUUAUACGAUAAGAUUCAGGCAAAUGUUAAAAAUUAUGCCCAUGUGUUUGUAUUUUCUGUGAAUGAUAUGAGAAAUUCUAAAAUGAAAAAUGUUCGUGAACAAUGGAAACAUAGCAGGUUCUGUAUUGGCAAGAAUAAAGUUAUGGCAAUGGCUCUUGGCCAUACACCAGAAGGAGAAUAUAGACUUAAUUUACAUAAAAUAGCUGAAAUGUUGAUUGGAGAAAGAGGGCUUCUUUUUACUAACCAGUCAGUUGAUGAAGUUACAAAUUGGUUUCAAUCUUAUUCCGAAGGAGAUUUUGCAAGAUCUGGCAACAUAGCUACAGAGGAUGUUAUAUUGCCAGAGGGACCUUUGGCACAAUUUCCACAUAACCUAGAAUCAUAUCUUAGACAGUUAGGUCUUCCCACCACUCUGAAAAAAGGUGUUAUUCAUUUAAUAAAGGAACAUGUUGUUUGCCGAGAGGGAGAUCGUCUUUCACCCGAGACAGCUAGAAUAUUGAAACUUCUUGGUUAUGAAAUGGCAGAAUUCCGCAUCAAGAUUUUGAGUGUGUGGUCGCAGGAUGGGACUUUCAUCAAUCUUCAGUCUAACUCAUGUGAUCCAGAAACCAAAGAAAAUGUUGCAAACACUCAAAAAUCUUUCAUGAAGGAGGAUUCUGAACUGGCUAAGGAUUGCCUUUUGCUUGAAGAUGAUAAUGAAAUGGAAGUUAUUGAAAUUGAUUUUGAUGAAAAAAGCGAAGUUUCAAAUAAUUUUGAAAAGGAGACAAAAUCUGAAGAUCUUGAGGAGGAGAUAAUAGAAGUGGAAGUAGUGAAACCACAAAAACCUAAAGGAAAUAAAUCUUUUGAAGAAAUCGAAGAAAAUUCCAGCGAUGUCAUACCUUUAGAGAAUAAUGUUUCCUGUGCUCUAGAGGAAAAACAAGAACUGGAAGGAGUAAAAUUAAAUUGCAAGAAAAACAAAGGAAAACAGUUUGAUGUCCAUGAAACAUCAGAGAACCACACAAAUGCAAAGGAAAAUGCUUCUGGUAAAUCUGAAAAUGAUGUAAAGGAUUCCAACUCAACCAAGCAAUUAGAACAUGUAGAAAUGGAAGUGGAAGAAAUUCUAGAAUCAGAAGUGGAGAGACUGAAGAAUGAUUCUACUGUAAAAAAAUCUGAUAAAAAGAGGGAAAAGACUGUGAAUAAGCAAACUGCUCAAGAAACAGAUGAACAUCCUAAUGAUGGUGCCACUAAUAAUGAGGAAGUUUCAUCUGAAGAAAAAAUAAUUGAUAGCGCAGCCAUUUUAAAUUUAACCAAAAAGAAAUUGGAAGAAUCUGUAGAGAAACCUAAGAAGUUUUCUCCCAAAAUGACGCGAGCGCGGGCUGCUGCGGCAAAUAAGAAAAUAAAAACACCAGAACCAGUAGAAACGAAGAGAACUACCCGAAAAAGGAGAAAUGUAAAUAAAGAUGAAUAAAUUGAUUUAAUUAA